Messenger RNA from Leptopilina heterotoma, 1071 nucleotides. Its product is annotated as phosphatidate cytidylyltransferase, mitochondrial. Bases 1 to 1071 code for a protein of 356 amino acids. The record is from RefSeq and is a predicted model, not a curated record. NCBI's taxonomy places the organism in Eukaryota, Metazoa, Arthropoda, Insecta, Hymenoptera, Figitidae. The transcript has 2 exons. Gene Ontology annotation, biological process: CDP-diacylglycerol biosynthetic process; cardiolipin biosynthetic process. Gene Ontology annotation, cellular component: mitochondrion. Gene Ontology annotation, molecular function: phosphatidate cytidylyltransferase activity.
AUGAUUGAAAAAGUUGCGCAAUUAUCUCAAUUCAAACGAAUUCUGAGGGAUUUUCCUCAGGGUAUGAAGUAUUGCUUUGCUUACGGUUCUGGAGCUUUAAAGCAAACGAGUGAACCUUCUAGUAAUAUGUUGGAUUUAAUAUUUGUCGUUCGUAAUCCAAAUCGAUGGCAUGGAGAGAAUCUUCGACGAAAUCCAACACAUUAUGCACAACCUCUACGACUAUUGGGCUAUAAGGCAAUUAGUCGAUUACAAGAGACUUGGGGCGCUAAAGUCUACUACAAUACUCUAGUGAAAACUUCCGAAGGUCGAAUUAUUAAAUAUGGAGUAAUUUCGGAAAUUUCAUUGGUGGAGGAUUUAUUGGAUUGGAAUUUUCUUUAUUUAUCAGGAAGAUUGCAUAAACCGGUUCUAAAGCUCAUUGAGGCAGAGGAAACAUCCGAUUUACAUACGGCUGUUAUGCAAAAUUUACAUUCGGCUGUUCAUGCCGCUUUACUUUUACUUCCAGAACAUUUUUCUGAAAUUGAAUUUUACAAAACAAUCGUUGGUCUGGAACUCUAUUCGCCGAUAUUGAGGUUCUUUGAUAAAUAUGUUGAGAUUCCAUUGUCUGAUGAUGAUCCAACGAUGUGUAGACAGGAUACGGGACCAGCCACGCGGAUACAUCAUUUGAAUCAAUUGCCGCGAACUCCGCAGAGAAUGUUAGUUAGAGCCUGGUCCCAAGGGCCGAGGGUCAAAGAUUCGGAGGAUUGUCUACGUGCUUUGGCACACGAUCCAGAUUGUAGUGAAAUUGUCGACAGUUGUUUUCGACGAAUUGUUUGGAAUUCGAGUAUUUCGCAGAGUUUAAAGGGAAUUUUAACGGCUGGCGUUUAUAAAUCAUUGAAGUACAGUGGGGCUAAGAUUGUUAAAAUGAUGUCAACACAGGAACAAAAGAUUCAAAAAAUACAAGUUCCUGCAAUUGCUAGCGCUGAAUCGGAUGAUGUUAAAAGUGCAGUCGAUUCAGUUCCCAAGGAGAAAGGGGUGAAAAAAGUGGAGAAAGAUUUGGAGAAAAAGAGCGCAACAAAACACGUAGAAGAGUAA